AUGGUGUCUUUCUCCAAGCUUUUUGUUUUAGGGAUAACCGCAUUUGCGGUUGCCCAUCCUGGCCAUGAAGAUGUUGGAUCGAAUAUUGCACUGAAGAGGAGCUUCUUCAAAAACGCUCGCAACAGCUUAUCUAAGUGCGCAGAGAAGGCAGAAUUCCGUGCUCUCCAGGCUCGCGCAACUGCUCGCCGCCGGGACCUGGCAUAUGAACACUCUAAAAGAAGUGCUGACACAGCCUUUCUUAAAGCUCGGGAUCUGUCUACGGUCAUAAACACUUCUCACCUUUCCAACCUCACCGGGGUGACGGUAGACUCGUCCGAAGACGUCUUCUUUUCGGAUGAUGUAUCCUGUAUCCUCUCACCCGAAGGAGAGGUGGGCCCGUUCUGGGUCAAGGGCGAGUAUAUCCGAUCAGACGUGACUGAUGACGAGCCUGGGGUGCCGGUGGUGUUUGACGCGCAAUUCAUCGAUAUCGAUACCUGCGAGCCAAUUGAGGAUCUCUACUUUGACGUCUGGAACUGUAAUUCCACGGGCGUCUACUCUGGCGUCCAGGACAGCAGCAACGGCAACGGCAAUGACGCCAGUAACCUAGACAAUACCGCGCUGCGUGGCAUCCAGCCCACAGACUCCGACGGGGUAGCGCAGUUCACAAGUAUAUUCCCUGGCCACUACAACGGACGCGCCACACAUGUUCAUGUCAUCGCUCACAUUGGAGCUACCGUACUCUCCAACGGAACGCUGACAGGUGGCAAUAUCGCUCAUAUCGGCCAGCUUUUCUACGACCAAAGCCUCAUCACGGCGGUCGAAGCACUGUCCCCUUACAGCGAAAACACCGUCGCUAUUACGCUGAAUGCCAAUGACCGUGUUCUGGCCGCCGAGACGGCCAGUAGCGAGUCAGAUCCAGUCUUUAACUACGUUUUGCUUGGAGAUACGGUAGAGGAUGGAAUCUUUUCGUGGAUCGCAAUUGGCAUUGACACAUCCGCUAGCUAUAGUGCAAGCUAUGCGGCCACUCUGACUGCCUCCGGCGGUGUUGCAGAAUCCAAUAGCGGCAGUGGUGGAGACACUGGAGGCAAUGGCGGCAGUGUCGGUGGCAAUGGAGGCGGUGGUGCCGGUGGCGGUCAUUAG
Molecule: messenger RNA, 1119 nt
Organism: Penicillium brasilianum
Lineage: Eukaryota; Fungi; Ascomycota; Eurotiomycetes; Eurotiales; Aspergillaceae
Source: the annotation of a GenBank genome assembly